Messenger RNA from Brassica napus (rape), 835 nucleotides. Its product is annotated as non-specific lipid transfer protein GPI-anchored 14. The record is from RefSeq and is a predicted model, not a curated record. The transcript is spliced from 2 exons. The coding region runs from base 61 to 669 and encodes 202 amino acids. NCBI's taxonomy places the organism in Eukaryota, Viridiplantae, Streptophyta, Magnoliopsida, Brassicales, Brassicaceae.
AAUUGUAAAGAGUACAACAACACUAAGGGUUAAACCGUGCAUGAACAAUAAAAAAUAAUAAUGGAGUCUUGGAGGAUUAGUCUAGUGGCGAUAGCAAUAGCAUUACUAAUGGCUACGUUGGUGUCAGCUGGUGAGGAUAAGGCGAAAGAUAAGGAAGAGUGUACUGAGCAGCUUGUGGGUAUGGCCACUUGUCUUCCUUACGUGCAAGGACAGGCAAAGACUCCGACGCCGGACUGUUGCUCCGGCCUGAAACAGGUCCUCAAAUCCGACAAAAAGUGUCUUUGUGUAAUCAUCCAAGACAGGAAUGAUCCCGACUUGGGUCUCCAGAUCAAUGUGUCUCUCGCUCUUGCUCUUCCUUCUGUUUGCCAUGCCGUUGCUGACGUCACUAAAUGCCCUGCUUUGCUUCACAUGGACCCAAAAUCUCAAGAAGCCCAAGUGUUCUAUCAGCUAGCAAAUGGUUUAAACAAAACUGGCCCAGCCUCAGCUCCCAUCAUUUCGGCCCCUGCGCCCACCAGCGUAUCUCCAACCGCAGGAUCCGAGGAUGGUAACAACAGUGGUCGGGCGACCUCUUUGCCAAGCAAGAACCACGCUCAGAGCUUUCGGAAACGAUGGCUAGUGCUUGAAGUUGCUGCCUAUCUCUUCAUAAUAUCAUUUACUAUCACCUUAUAAAAGUAAUAUUGAAAAGUAAAUUUGUGCGCUUGCAGUGACGUUGAUUUUGUGCAGUUACUUUCGUUUCGUGAGAACUCUUCUCAACUUUUUUUUGUCUAAUGCAAAAUAAGACGCGAGUUACAAUUUUUGUAUUGUCUCGUAUGCUUUUAUCAAUUUUUAUUUUAAA